UCGGCUCGGAGGUCGCCUCGGAUGGCGGCGACCCGAGUGCGCCGCGACACAAACGGCAGCAGGUGCGGUGGGAGAGGCAACCCAUGAGCACAUUCGGAGCCGAGGCCCACAAGAGCCUCGCGGCUUUGGUUGCGCCCGCGGUGCCAGCCACCUCCGCGCCGAGCGCGCAGCCGAGCGCGAGGGAUGUCGCGGAGAGGCUGUGCGACCUGUUCCUGUGCUUCCCCUGUGCAGUGUGGGAGGGUGUGCAGUGGCGGGUGCUGGUUCGAAAGUACGAGGAGCGGUACUCCACGAGGCUGGACGUCGCCGCGCUGGGGCACUCCACGCCAGUCGCAGCGGCCACCGUGCUGCUCUGGAACGUCCUCGGGUCGGUGGACUCCGACGACGAAGCCAACCCGCUGCUGCGCAUCGACGACGCCGUCGCCCUCAUUCCCAAGCCUGGCAGGCUGGGGUGUUGGCCUUCCCUGUACCACGCCCUGCACGAGAUAGCGCGGCGGCACGGAGAGAAGGGGCUGCUCCUCUCACGGCUGAAGCCGCUGCUCCUCCGCUACUGGCACGCGGGCUUCGACGAGAGCGGCCACGGCUUCAUGAGCAGCGACGGGUCGACCUCGAAGUCCAGGAAGAUGAAGCACCUCGUCCAGGACGUGCGCAGGUGGCGCAACGAGCGCCUGGCCUGGCGGGAGGCCCGCGGCCUGAGGCCGACGCCGGUGGACGAGGCGCUGGCGCCGUGCCUGGAGCUGAGCCCCUCCGACAGCCACAACGACCUGGUGCUCCGCUGCACGCCGCGCCGCCUCCCCGCGCUCGAGGCCGUGCACGGGGCCCCGGGGCGCGCGGGGGGCUGCGCGGGGGCCGCCCUCGACGACCCCUUCGACGACCCCUUCGAGCCGCCCCCGGAGGCCGGGCCCUGGAGGGCGCGGCGCGGCUCGGCGCGGCAGGGCGCCUGCCCCAGCACGGCGGGCCUCAGCACCUCCGCGGGCAGCGAGUUCGGCGCGGCCUCGGCCUCGGCGUCGGCCUCGUGCUGCGCCACGCCCCGGCUGGCGAGCGGGGCGGCCACGCCGGCGCAGGCGCAGGGCGACGGGAUUCAUGCACAGGCGGCGGCGGCACUGCUGCCGCACGAGGGCAUCGCGCUGCUGCCGCUGUGGUGGUCGCUGGCGCCCUCCGCGCCGCAGUUCUCGGUGAUCCCGCAGGGCAUCGUGCAGAGCAUCCGCUCCCAGUUCGAGCCGCCGGGGUGGCGGGGCUGAGGCGCGCGUUUCUCCCGAGCACGCACGAGGGUGCUCUCGUGUGCGCGCAUGGCCUCCCGCGACGGCCCCCCCGCGCGGACCUCCUGCGCCUGGCGCUGCGCACCCCGCCCCUCCUCCUCCGCCUCCCUCCUCCUCCUCCUCCUCCUCCUCCUUCUCC
Prorocentrum cordatum is the source of this 1395-nucleotide messenger RNA. NCBI's taxonomy places the organism in Eukaryota, Dinophyceae, Prorocentrales, Prorocentraceae. The record is from the annotation of a GenBank genome assembly.